AAUACAAUGAAAUACAUUAGAGUUAACGUAAUGUAUGGAUGAACAGACACGCUGUUAGUGUUGAAAAUGGCAGUCAAUAUGUCAGUCAGUCGGCGACCAAAACAAGAACUUCCGGACGACUUGUCGACAGUCGAGUUCGAGACCAGUGAAGACGUGGAAGUGAUUCCCAGCUUUGACUCAUUAAGUCUUCGCGAAGACCUCUUAAGAGGCAUUUAUUCUUAUGGUUUUGAGAAGCCGUCGGCAAUACAACAGAGGGCUAUUCGGCCAAUCAUUAAGGGUCGCGAUGUCAUAGCACAGGCACAGUCAGGAACCGGAAAAACAGCCACUUUUGCUAUCGGGAUAUUGCAGACCAUUGACACACAGAUACGUGAAACACAAGUUUUGGUGUUGAGUCCGACCCGAGAACUGGCCACUCAAAUACAGAAAGUUAUUCUCGCUUUGGGUGAUUAUAUGAAUGUCAUGUGUCACGCCUGUAUAGGCGGAACUAAUUUGGGUGAAGAUAUACGUAAACUCGAUUUUGGUCAACACGUAGUAUCGGGAACUCCCGGUCGUGUGUUUGAUAUGAUUCGGCGCAGAAAUUUGAGGACACGAUCUAUAAAAAUGCUGGUUAUGGACGAAGCGGACGAAAUGCUUAAUAAAGGAUUUAAAGAACAGAUUUAUGAUGUCUACCGAUAUCUUCCACCUUAUACUCAGGUGUGUCUCAUAUCGGCUACACUUCCGCACGAAAUUUUAGAGAUGACGUCAAAGUUUAUGACAGACCCGAUCAGGAUAUUAGUUAAAAGAGAUGAGUUAACUCUUGAAGGCAUUAAACAAUUUUUCGUUGCCGUUGAAAGAGAAGAGUGGAAGUUUGACACACUUUGUGAUCUUUACGAUACACUGACUAUCACUCAGGCAGUAAUCUUCUGCAAUACUAAACGUAAAGUUGAUUGGCUGACGGAAAAGAUGAGAGAAUCUAAUUUUACUGUAUCUUCAAUGCACGGAGAUAUGCCUCAAAAGGAAAGGGAUACUAUUAUGAAGGAGUUCCGAUCCGGACAAAGCCGAGUCCUUAUAACCACUGAUGUCUGGGCGCGUGGUAUUGAUGUACAACAGGUCUCACUUGUCAUUAACUAUGACUUACCUAAUAAUCGGGAACUUUAUAUUCAUCGAAUCGGACGUUCCGGUCGUUUUGGUCGUAAAGGUGUUGCCAUUAAUUUUGUAAAGAAUGACGACAUUAGGAUUUUGAGAGAUAUCGAGCAAUACUAUAGCACACAGAUUGACGAAAUGCCAAUGAAUGUCGCGGAUCUCAUAUAAGUGAUUGGAAAAUGUCUUUAAAAUCAAUUAUCUAUUUAUCACAAAUGUAUCAUUACUUUAAU
Molecule: messenger RNA, 1352 nt
Organism: Oppia nitens
Lineage: Eukaryota; Metazoa; Arthropoda; Arachnida; Sarcoptiformes; Oppiidae
Product: eukaryotic initiation factor 4A-III
Exons: 4
Coding region: 67-1290 (407 amino acids)
Cellular component (GO): catalytic step 2 spliceosome; nucleolus
Molecular function (GO): ATP binding; mRNA binding; RNA helicase activity
Source: RefSeq, a predicted model, not a curated record